CUACUACGAUUUGAUAGCCUAGUAGUUGACAUUAAAUGUCGCGAAGCAUCAUUGUCUUCGUCUCCUCCAGUUUCCAGGGUCAGUGAAUGGCCAUAGUCAUACAGUUCCAGAUCUAUCUGGUUUAGCUAAAUGUAGCAAUAAUAGAAGUCAGGAGACACAAUAUUGACAUUCUGCACGCAAUGUACAGUUAUUUCCGUACGAAGGUUUGAAACGGAGUGUUCCUUCAGCCAAUGAGCUCCCGGUGUGUUCUACUGCUUCUGUUUUGACUGGCUAACCAGCGAGUUUUCUGUCAGCUACUUAAUAUUAAAAGUUACAUAUGGCCAAUCCACGCCGAGUAUUUUCUGAAGAGGCGUAAAGCUCAUGAAUAAGAAAACAUUGCUCGCAGUAGGCUAUGACUGUCGGGAUCUGUGGUGUUUGUUUUGACAACGUUUUAAUUUGUGAAACGGGUUUCAAAGCAACAGACUGAAACACUGCUUUGACUUCAUUUAUCCAGGGAUAUUGCUAACAGUGCCUGCUUAACUACACUCAAGGCGCCUCUGCAGCCUAGGUCCACAGAAAUCGUUUCCUAUUGUUUUGAAGAAGAUUAUGGACAUUCCCCCACCUAAUAUUCUCGAAGGCGACGAUGAAAUAGAGAAGAAGAAGUUGUGCUCUGCCGAUAAUGGCGAGGCCGGUGUUGGAGGGGCCAGUGGUGGGACUGGAGGUACAGGCAUUGGAGGGGUGUCCGCCUCCCUUACCCCUGCCAUCUGGGAGAAGACCAUCCCCUAUGACGGGGAGACCUUCCACUUGGAGUACAUGGACCUGGAUGAGUUCCUGCAGGAGAAUGGCAUCCCAGUCACCCUAGAGGAGGAGCUGCAGAAGAGCCUGGCCCAGGAGGAAACCAAGGGGACAAGACCCCCUUUCACCACCCCUGACACAGAGACCGUCACACUCACCUUAGAGCCAGCUGAACAAGAGAAGGAAGAAGAAGAUGGGGACGAUGAAGAUGCUGUGUCUGGGUUUGAAGCAACGGAGGUUGAAGUGUCUAAAAAUAAAAAAGAGGGGAAGUCUGCAGACCGACUCACAUCCACUCCCAUCGACCCGGAGGACAUUGAGGUGGACAUCAACUUCCAGCCGGACCCCACAGAUCUGGUGCUGUCCAGCGUGCCUGGGGGUGAGCUGUUCAACCCACGGAAACACAAGUUCUCUGACGAGGACCUCAAACCACAGCCCAUGAUCAAGAAGGCCAAAAAGGUCUUUGUGCCCACUGAGCAGAAGGAUGAUAAAUACUGGUCGAAGAGGAAGAAGAACAACGUGGCAGCCAAACGUUCACGUGACGCCCGGCGGCUGAAGGAGAACCAGAUCACAGUGCGUGCUUCGUUUCUGGAGAGGGAAAAUGCGGCGUUACGGCAACAAGUGGCUGAGUUGCGCAAGGACUGUGGUCGCUGCAAGAACAUCAUGUCCCGAUAUGAAGCCAAAUACGGACAAUUGUAAGGGACAAACUUUAUCUUUCAAGAAAAGAACCGAAAAAUAAAAACACCCCCAAAACGCAGACACAAAGAGAAUCUGAAUUGCACUCCUUUCAUGGUGAACACUGGUCACUGCGUCAAGUUCUAGAUCCUUUCCAACACGACAGUGGAGGCAUGGAUACACACUGUCAGUGAGCCCGGCAGCAACAUGGCGAGAGGUGGACAUGAAGGGUUGUGGAGAGCGACUGGCUCCUACACAUACAGGGACUCAAUUACAGACAUAACAUGUAUAUUGUCUACUGCUAGUCAGGUCUUAUCACUGGCCAGAGGAGUCAGAGAAAGCUGGUGGAGAAAAGCAGGCUUGUGAAAAGAAGCGCUUAAAAGUUACACACACAUUUAUACAGCGUAUUAAUGGUUUGUUUUGUGGACCAAAGCAUGAACAUCAUCAGUGAUGAGUAGUGAAUAUUGAAAGUUGUCCCCCUGCCCUCUUCCCACUGUUUGCAGUAACUGACUGUCUCUCUCCUCUGUUUCAAGUACUUGUGCAGAGGCUCUGAAGAAGGACAUGUGAACUCUUGAUUUAUUCAUAAUUGGGUAGGGGAGAAAACAAUGAAUAACAAAACGGACAGAUUGAGGAUGGCAGCUUUGUGAUCGUACACAGAGGAAAUAAUUGAUAUUGGUCAGACAAAGGGGCGAGAUAGUUGUGUUUUCUUGUCACAGCUUUUCUAUGUCUGUCUUUGUUUGUACCACACACUAAGGUGUGUGUGUGUGUGGAGAGAAUUCUUUGUAGAUAGUUUUCUCCCUGCACCACAGAUUGUGUUACCCCUGUUUUGCACUUAACCCUUCCAAAGCAACACCUUGUGGGUGAAGAUUAGAUAUAGGGCUGGGCGGGUACUUUUUUCCUAUUACGACAUGAUUUAAGCAAUUGUUUAUACAAAAACUAACUCUGCUUCUAAUAUCUUUCCCCCCAAAAAACAGUAUUUUUGGUGGAAAGAGGCAUUUUAAAAAGUAGUAUGGCAAGGACUGUCUUUCCUCAGUAUGUUUAUUGCUCAUAGGUCAGGCAUUUAUAAGGGCCCUCACUGGUGGAGGGGUAUUUAAUAUGUAUGUUGGUUUAUGUCAUUGCUCACUGCAAGUAGAGGGCACUAUAUUUGUGCCUCUUGUAGUUUGUCUGGGAUUAAGAGUCAGUUAUUUUGUCAAUACCUGUGUCUUUUUAUCUUAAUUUACUGCUAUUCCUUAUGUUUGUUGAAUAGCUAUUAUGAUCAAUGCUGUAUUUAUUCUAACAAUGCAUCUUGAUUGAUGUGCAACAAUCUGUCAGAUUUAUAUUUCUUUAGAGGAAAGAAAACAAUGAACCAAUGAUUAAGCAGGGAUCUCAAUGGACAAACUGUGGUUUUUGGUUUAUUUAUUUUUAACCGGUUUUCAACCAGAAUUUUACAGAAAUAUAUUUUUUUUCUAAAGACAAUUUCCUAUUUACCUCAUCCAACACUUCCAUUGUUUAAUGCUCCUAUCUUAUUGGAUACCAAUAAUUUUGAAGGGUUGGGGUGCCUAUGACAAUGUUGACAGGAAUUGUGAGCACAAGAACGGUGGUUUUGGUUAAGUCUGAUAAAAAAUGAUAGGUCAAGGUACAGAGUCGACGCAGAGUUCUGUUUGUCAAAGUGGCUGUGCCUCAAUUGUUGCAAAUACUACAGUGCAGACUGUUAAGUAAAGGGACUCAAUCUCUUAAGUGUCUGAUGAGUUUGUGUUCCUGUGCUGAUCUUCAUUAUGAUGCAUAUUAGAAUCAUACAUGUGGCAAUAAUAUUAAUUUUACUCUGCUUUGUUUCUGUAAAAUAACUAUGAUAGACAAAAUGUUGAAAUGGUGCAAAGUCAUGUGUGCUUCCAAUUAAGUUUCCCAGUAAUCCUGCUGCACGAAAAUGUGUUAAUGGUGUAAUGUUUGCAUCUGUUUUACACUAAGUAUAUGUACUUAUGUCUGUAAAUUAAAGGAUCAAAACAAAUAUUUA
This is a messenger RNA of Oncorhynchus kisutch (coho salmon), 3436 nucleotides long. Its product is annotated as thyrotroph embryonic factor-like. Gene Ontology annotation, cellular component: nucleus. The transcript has 4 exons. Gene Ontology annotation, biological process: regulation of transcription by RNA polymerase II. The record is from RefSeq and is a predicted model, not a curated record. Gene Ontology annotation, molecular function: DNA-binding transcription factor activity, RNA polymerase II-specific; RNA polymerase II cis-regulatory region sequence-specific DNA binding. NCBI's taxonomy places the organism in Eukaryota, Metazoa, Chordata, Actinopteri, Salmoniformes, Salmonidae. The coding region runs from base 586 to 1470 and encodes 294 amino acids.